GCAAAAGGUUCAAGUGCGCAUGUCAUUCUUUCACUGGAUAGCAAAGCGUCAAAAUGGCGGAGUCAUUGAGAAGAUUGGUGAAUAUUGGGACAUUUAAUGUUCUACAGGAAAAAAUAGAAAGAUGGAAUGACAAUUACUAUCUGAACACAUGUGACCAGAAUGUUGCACGAGGUUGCGAGAUUAUUGAGCUCAAUGCCAAGGUUCAGGGCCAGCUCUUCAAGCUUCUCAGUGUCUGCGCACAGGAAGGAGGCCUGUAUGGAGGAACCAGCGCCAUCAAGUCUCGCCUGCUGCCGUUCCUGGGCUCAAGCUUCUUCACAUCAGGCGCGACUUCUGACACAACCCUGAGCAUGCUUGCUGAGGCUACAGCCAAGAAUCGCGAGAUCGAAGAGAUCAAGGACAUGUACGAAGACUCUCUGGCGGAACUCGAGUCAGACAUCCGUGCCAGGGACCUUGAAAACCAGGAUCUCAGGGAUGAACUGGCAGAAACGAAGGACCAGGUGUCGCGCAGCACGAGAUCCGCGAGCACGGACAAACUGUUCCUCGAUAAUGAGAACAGAGAGCUGAGACGGAAACUAGCAGCAGCUGAAGAGGAAUUACGUGGCCUGAGGGCCAAGGCUGGAAUUCUUUCCGACUAUGAUACGCAGGUGCGCCGUCUUCGGGAAGAUAUUGGCCUGCUGACAGGUCGCAGGGACGCCCUGUUACGUAGCUCCGCCACCAUGCGUGAGGAGCUACCCUCCUACAGGCCUGCGACCCCGUCAAAGGCCAAGUCUGAUGAUCCCGGCCUGUCGGGUGACACUCUGGACUCCCUGACCAAAUACCGUUACACGCCCCGCAUCAGCUCGCCCCUCUCCAUGGACGACCCUGUCCAGCGUGUGCGUGAAAGCAACCUGAUCUCACGCUGGAAUGACCUCUUCUCUCAGGACCGCCUAGAUGCCAUGGAUACGCUUCGAUCAUACUCAGCUGACCAUGAGAACAACCAGCGCAUCAUUUUUGAGGCCGUCAAGGAGUCCUUCCAUGUUGCGAAGACUGCAUUCCGGCAGUUUAAAAUGAAGGUGCGUUCUAACCUUGCCAUCACACACUCCGGGCCCGAAACUCUUGAGGAGGCUGUUCAGGAUUACGUCAACCGCAACGUAGACCUCUAUGAUGCUCCCGGCAUGGUCUCGACAUUCAAUGGCAGGGGAACAGUUAGUUUGUGGGAUGUGAUCCGAAAGCUGAACGUGAACCCAAGCAUCUUCCUGCCCCCUGACUCCACCUUCGCCAUCAUCCAGCCAUUCAUCCGUGAAUGUGUCAAAGUCGCCUGGCAAAUGAGCGCCCUAGCCCACCCCCUCGACAUUGCUGUCUCAUCCCGUGCUGAACUCUUCGAUGACACCAAGUACCGCCGCAGCUACGACUCUGAGUACACUGCCCCUCUAGUGAACCACCACAUCUGGCCCGGCCUCAUACAGGGCGCCAUCUGCAGGAUGAAGGGAGAGUGCUGCACGCGCCGUGGAGCUUCCCUGAGCAAUGUGAAAAGGAAUAGUGGAAUGUCUCGGCGUAGCCGGAGCCCAGUCCGUUCCCGCUCGGUGAGCCCGGGCCCACGUUCUCGUUCCCGGUCCCGAUCUGUGAGCCCGACACGUCGCAGUCGGUCCCCGAGCCCCAGGCGAGCAGCUGUCUACUAAGAAGUGGUAAGUAGGAAGAACCAAGCCGCAGCAGUUUUGGAGCUUUGUUGGAGAAGACGGCAGUUCAGUGCUGAAUACAGAAUGGAAAAGUGUUAAUGGACUGACAUUUUGUGUUAUGUUAUUAUUAGUUGUUAUUGUUUAGUUUAUUAUUUUUUUAUCAUAGAAGUUUCUAAACAAAAGCAUUAGUGUGAUAAACAGUUUAAACACAAUUUUAAUGGUUUUAAAAUAAAAAAAGAUGGUUGACGUGAAAGAAAAUGGAUAUUAGCUUAUGGAAUAAUGCAUAAUGCUCUUGGUUUGGAGUCUUUUUGUAUAUUGCAAGAUUUAGCAUGGUUUUCUAUAUAUAUGUAUGUGUUUGUCGAUGUGUACAAUAUUAAUACCAAGGUUUUUGUAGGUUGAUAUACAUAGUGAAUGACAUUGCAUAGUAUAAAAGUGCACUAGUUUUUGGUAUCACGUGAAGUGUUUGAUUGAAAUAGACAUUGUUUGUAUUAGAAAAGUUUUAAACAGGGUUUGUUUAUUUAUUUCUGUUCAUUUCUGACUAUCUUCUUUCUUUUAACAAAAAUAAUCUAAAUUUCUGAAUAGGAGAAAUAUGAAAGUUAAAUUCAGAUAUCUGUGGACAUAAGUAUUGCUUGCUACUAACUUUUAAUAGGCAGUGCUUUCAAAGCACUCGUCAGUGAAUUUCUAAAAUGGGGCCAAAUGUUUGCUGUCAGAUAAUCAGCUCUAAUGUUUUAGUUUGAUGUUUAUGUUUUGCUUUUAAAUUUUAGAAUUACAUUCCUUUCUGUGAUAACCUUCAACUUGAAAUCAUAAAUAUUAUUGCUCUUGUUUUGUUUUAAGAACAUUGAAUGUUAACAAAUUAAAAAAAAAAAAGGUGAGGAUUGAAGCCAAUUUUUUUGUCGAAAAUAAUUUAUUAAUAAGGCUUGUUGGCCCAUUUUAUGCUUGGUUAAUGCCUGAAGAUUAACGCUAAACUUCCUACUCACUUUAUACACAAUGUAUGGGGUUACAUUAUAUAACAAACACUUUCGGUGUACUGAUUGUUGAGUAGGAGUGUUAAGUUCUCAGCCAGCACCACCUCAGGUCUAUACAACUAAGCCCCUGUCAGGGCUGUUUGUCCGUCCGCACCCUGUGAAUGUAUAUAUAGGUUUUCGGGGAAAUUUGCUGUGAUCCGCCUUCGGGCCUGCCCAUGCAUAAUUGGGCUAACAAACACUGGAUGGAAUGAGUUUUGUUAAAGACGGCUCGACAUCAUUGGAUACCAUUGACUGACUCACUCCACUUAUGAAUGGAGUGUUAUCGAAUAAUGGUACAAGAGAAGUUCUUGGAAAUAAAAUACAAGUUUACCGUUGCCCUACUAGUAACGGUAUGCAUUGAACUGCCAGAAAGAUUUAUCAACUGUGUAAGAAGUCCAAGUUCAUCUCCAAACAAAUCAUUAAUACACAUACUUACUGUGAUUUAUUUCCAUUAGUGUUCUGUCAAAACAUUUAUGCAUGGGCAAGAGUUUUAGUAUUUAUUUGUAAAUCAACUGUAUUUACCACAUUAUAUAUUUAUAAUAAAAAGUUUAACAUUU
Molecule: messenger RNA, 3216 nt
Organism: Mya arenaria
Lineage: Eukaryota; Metazoa; Mollusca; Bivalvia; Myida; Myidae
Product: mitochondria-eating protein-like
Exons: 13
Coding region: 54-1658 (534 amino acids)
Biological process (GO): mitochondrial protein catabolic process; mitophagy by internal vacuole formation
Cellular component (GO): mitochondrial outer membrane
Source: RefSeq, a predicted model, not a curated record